AUGAGGCGAAGGGCUUGCCCGGCGGGGUGGCGGCUCGCGGCCCCCUGCCUUCGCGGUGGGGCGCGGCAGGCGCUUCGUGGGCCGUCGGGCCGCGUGUCACCCCGCGAAGCCGAACCCCCCGGGCGCUGCGGCGACCUGCGACCUACGUCGCCCUGCAGGGCACGUCCCGGAGUCCCAGAGCUCCCGACUUCGGAUGUUGGCUAUUGGACCGCAGAAGGCCUGAAGGCGUCGCGGCGGCGGCCGAGCGCGCACGCCCGGGCUGGGCUUCCCCCGCCGGAGCGAGAUCGGGGUCGCCCGCCUCCGCCGGAGCGAGAUCGGGGUCGCCCGCCUCCGCCGGAGCGAGACAAGAGCCGGCCGGAGCCCUCGGCAGACAGCGGCAGCUCUUGGUUCUGCGGGCUGAGCAGGAGUCACGGUCGGUUCUUCUGGGAAAGCAGUUUUGAAAAAGAUGGAUUCAUUGUCGCCCACAUUGUCUUCGCUGAGGUUACACCUCCUUCUUCCAUGACAAAGAGCACAAAUCUGGGACUGGGGCAGCCCUCUGUGACCACGAAGACGGAAGCCACGCGCCGGAGAAAAAUCAAGCUGUACCACCAAGACAGCGCGGUGAAGGGCGCCUUCUCCUUCUGCAGCAAGGCCGGCCGCCUGGAGAGGCUCCUCCCGCGUCCUGGCUGCCCCGAGCCGCCAGGCCCCAGCACACACGCCCAGCUGCCGCCCGCCCGCGCACCUCCGCCCGCCGCCGCGCCGCCACCCCAAAGGUCUGCUAAGAAACAAAUGUCAAGGUGGGAUUCGCUAGAAGCGCCAAGUGCCCGGGAGAGCCCGCCCGAGCGGAGCGGGCAGCCGGGCUGGAGGCGCCUCGGACCGGAGCGCGGCCGCGAGAGAGCGCGGCCUGAAGCGGCGAAGCCGGCCUCGGUGCCGGGAGAAGCCACCUUCCAGGACUCUGGGAGCGCCGGCUGCCGCAGGAGCGGACUGCCCGGCCACCGGGGCGCGCUUGGCCUGCAGCAGAGCGCUUGGUGCAACUUGCCUCCGAGUGGAUUGCACGCGGCUUCACAGCGGGGCGCCGGGUUGGGGCCGGGCCUCCUCCUGCCCCGGGAGGCGCCGAAGCCUUUCUGGCCAGGAGCGGCGUGCUCAAAGUCGCCUCGGGUCGCCUCUAGCACCUCCUGUGGCUCCUGCGCCUUGCAGCGGCCUCGCCGGGCCAUCCCGCGCCCGGGCCUGCCUGCUCCGCGCGGGCUGGGCUUGGGGUCCGUGCUGUCGCGCUCCGGCUGUCACUCGGCCGGAAGUGGGCAAAGGACCCCAGAGCGAGCGCACUCUGCGCGGGCUUCCGGCCGCGUCGCCGGGACUCGAACCCGCGGCCUCUUCGGCGAGCCAGCUCGAGUCAACAGCUCCUCGGAUGGACGGACGGACGGACGGACGGACAGAUGGACGAGGAAAUGCCUCCAGGGUCAGGUUCAGACUUGCACUUUCUGGUCCUUGGAGCCGGGAUCUUGGUCUUCCGGAUUCUUACUGGCCCGGCGUUUGCUAAAUCAGUCUCAUCGCUGUUAUUCUGGUUUCGUACACAUUUAUUCGUGCUCACGGGACAUACGGGCCAUGACAAAUCUGCCACAGUAUGCUUGA
Messenger RNA from Octodon degus (degu), 1608 nucleotides. Its product is annotated as serine/arginine-rich splicing factor SR45-like. The record is from RefSeq and is a predicted model, not a curated record. The coding region runs from base 1 to 1608 and encodes 535 amino acids. The transcript has 5 exons. NCBI's taxonomy places the organism in Eukaryota, Metazoa, Chordata, Mammalia, Rodentia, Octodontidae.